AUGUCAAGCUACGAAGUUAACGGCAAAUAUGCCAUUGUUACCGGCGCCGGCUCUGGUAUCAACCUAGCCUUCGCCGAACAACUCCUCGAGAAGGGCUGUUCCGUGAUACUAGCUGACUUGAAGCUCAGACCCGAGGCUGAGGAAGUCUUGAGCCAAUACACAAAUAAGGCGGCAGGGAAGCCCUCUGCCGUCUUCCACAAAGUGGAUCUUGCCAAUUGGGCGCAGAUAAGCUCCCUGUGGAACACCGCUCUUCAGACAUUCCCGCAGAUCGACAUCGUCUGCAAUGGUGCUGGCAUAUACGAGCCUCCAGAGACUUCUUUCUGGAACCCUCCAGGAAUUUCGCCCCUAGCACAAGAUAGGGAAGAUGCGAACCCUGGGCAGUACAAGAGUUUCGCCGUUAAUACCGCCGCGCCUAUCCGCAUGGCCCAGAUCGCAAUCGACUAUUGGCUGCAAAACAGACACAUACAGGGUAACCUUCUCUGGGUGGCAAGCUUGGGUGGCUACGUGCACAACAUUCAAGCGCCGAUCUACUUUGCGACCAAAGCAGCUAUUGUCAGCUUCGUCAAGUCCCUGGCGGUGCUGAAGAAACGACUCGGCAUCCGCAACGCAGCUGUUUGCCCCGGCACAGUACACGUGGACGCCAAUUUUCUUCCCAUUUUCUUCCCUGAGUACUGCAAGAACAGAGUCCGCCCCGAAGACCUUGGAUUGACGCCGGCAGAGUGCGCCUCAGUCAUGAUGCGAGUACUUACUGAGCCCGAAUUCGGCGACGGGAACAUUGUCGAGGCGAUGAUGAUCGGUUCGAAGGAAAACCCGAAGAUCAAUGCCCGCGAGGUCCCAAUGGAAGCAUUGUAUCCUACCACUGGAGCUCUUGGUGAGGAUAAUCACCUUGUUGAGGAGGAAGAGAACAUCUCAUUGCAACCUCUGAAAAACAGAACAAUUACAAUUUCGGCGGUAACAAUGAAGUUCUCUACCUCAGCUCUUCUCUUCUUUGUGCCUGCAGUUUUUGGCUACUGGAACUGCGAGCUUCCAAAAGGUGGAGACCUCGGAACUUGCGUUCCCAAUGGCUCUGAUGCGGGACAGAUGGUCAACACUUGCGGCGAGCUGGCAACGGAUGUGCUCCUCUCGGAUCCGGCAUCGCCAACUCCUCCAUGGGAAGGUCAAAUGGCCACAUCACCACCCACCAUGCCGCAGCAAUUGAGCAGGCAACGGGUCCGAUCGAGCAACCACGGCUCUCGAAACUAUGGCUUUGAGCGAGAUUAUCUGGAAUUGCAAGAGGCUGGAUUUGAUCGCUGUAUCACUUGUGCCCGCUGCCUGCUGACGCCAAGGGGCGGCCAGUUCCAGGCCAGGUUCUCCUAA
Molecule: messenger RNA, 1356 nt
Organism: Diaporthe amygdali
Lineage: Eukaryota; Fungi; Ascomycota; Sordariomycetes; Diaporthales; Diaporthaceae
Exons: 7
Coding region: 1-1356 (451 amino acids)
Cellular component (GO): cytoplasm
Molecular function (GO): oxidoreductase activity, acting on the CH-OH group of donors, NAD or NADP as acceptor
Source: RefSeq, a predicted model, not a curated record